AUGACAACGCAGAAUACAAGAACUCAGAGUCACUCACCUAACGGUGCCACCUCAACGAAGACAAAGGAGCGCAACUCUGAAAGUAAAUCAUCAUACAAAUCCAGAUCAGCUAAUAUAUCUCCAGAGCAGUUGCGUAAGAUCAAAGGUUAUCAGAUGAUGGUUGCAGGUGCAGUCUUUCUUAUAAUUCCCUCAGUAGAGCUUUACCGUCGUUUGUACGCUGGAGGAGAAAGACGUAUCCAACAGGGUGAAUUCAACCCAAUAGACGGGUCCAUUAAAGAAUGGGAGGAAGAGGAGAAGGUCAGAAAUUUCAAAGAUUCAUGGUUGACCAAACUCUUUGGAGAAAAAUAG
Pichia membranifaciens NRRL Y-2026 is the source of this 348-nucleotide messenger RNA. RefSeq lists its product as hypothetical. The transcript has a single exon. Lineage: Eukaryota; Fungi; Ascomycota; Pichiomycetes; Pichiales; Pichiaceae. The record is from RefSeq and is a predicted model, not a curated record. The coding region runs from base 1 to 348 and encodes 115 amino acids.